Messenger RNA from Theileria annulata, 1617 nucleotides. Its product is annotated as ubiquitin C-terminal hydrolase, putative. The record is from RefSeq and is a predicted model, not a curated record. The transcript has 6 exons. Bases 1 to 1617 code for a protein of 538 amino acids. Gene Ontology annotation, molecular function: cysteine-type deubiquitinase activity; protein binding; proteasome binding. NCBI's taxonomy places the organism in Eukaryota, Apicomplexa, Aconoidasida, Piroplasmida, Theileriidae. Gene Ontology annotation, biological process: proteasome-mediated ubiquitin-dependent protein catabolic process; protein deubiquitination; regulation of proteasomal protein catabolic process.
AUGGACGACCAAGGCAAUUCUGUGAUUGUUAACGUAAAGUGGAUGGGCAAACAAUUCGACGGCUUAAGGAUGAGCUUAGAUGAGCCUUUAGAAUCCUUUAAAAAGCAACUUAGUUCUCUAACUGGUGUGCCUCCUGAAAGGCAAAAAAUAAUGUUCAAGGGUAUAAUUCCAAACGACGCCGAUCUAUCAAAGAUUAAGAUCACUAAUGGAGCUAGGCUUAUGCUAAUAGGAAGUGCUGAGAAGCCUCCUGAGUGUAUUGAAAAAGUCCGUUUCUUUGACGAAUUGUCGUCACAGGAAAAGGCCAAAUUUAUGAAUGAGAACAUUAUUGUUAAACUUCCACCGGGUAUAAUGAAUCUGGGAAAUACAUGUUAUUUCAAUUCGGUAGUUCAAUUCCUAUUCCCAGUUACUGAAUUAUGGAAUUCUGUUUCAAAGUGCUUAGAAGGGAAACCAAACACACCAGAUGUGAAUUUUGCAAAGUCACUUCUUGAUAUGAAGAAACAGCUGAACCACACCUUGGAGCGUUUUGUCCCCUUGGUCCAGAUACAAUUCUUGAGGAAAAUCAACCCUUUAUUUUGUAGAAAGGACGACAAAACAGGAAUGUAUAUGCAACAGGACGCAGAGGAAUGCUUAAAUUGUAUACUGGGAAAUUUAAACUCUUUAUCUGAAGAGAAGAUUUCAGAGAAUGUGUUUGGGUUUUCUAUGGUUUCAAACACAAAGCCUGUUAAGUCUGAGGGUUCAGAACCAUCCGAACCAUCUGAAUCAGAAAAACCCCCUGAGGAAAGCGUAACCUCAGUGGAACAUAAUUUGGUACUAUCAUGCUAUAUGGGAACUCCACUGAAGUCUGUGGGCACCUUGAUGGAUGGGAUUAACUUGUCUCUUAAUGAGGAACUGUUAAAAUUUUCAGAGAAGGACGGCUGCGACGUUUUGCAUAACAAGGUCACCAAACUCAGUUCUCUCCCCAAGUACUUGAUAGUACAUCUUGUCCGUUUUGAGUGGAAGCAGAAGAGUCAGGUAUCGCAUACGGACGCAAUCAAGGCUAAGGUGUGUCGAAGGGUUAACUUUGAGAGGUACAUCGACAUCACCAGCAUUUGUUCUGAGGUACUUUAUUUCCCAGACAUUUUAUCUCAGGAACUCCAACAAAAACUAAGAGCUGCCAGAUCUCAUCAAAUUAAAAAGGAAGAUAAACUAAACGAGGGGUUAAAUGGAGAAGUAAAGGACGGGAAUAAGAGUGAGGAGGGUGAGAGUUGCGAUGUGGAGAUGGUAAAUUUGGAUGGCUAUGAGAUGUCACCCGGGGAAUAUGCUACUGGGAAAUAUGAGCUUAUUUCUAUAGUAACGCAUCAAGGAAGAACAGCAGAUGCAGGUCAUUACAUAUGUUGGACCAAGGAUACCAGGGAAUACCCGACCAAAAAUAGCUCAAACAACAAUGAAAAGGAUUUAGAUAACCAAGAGAAUCGUGAAAACGAGCCUAAAAAGAAAAAACAAGUAGAUAUGUGGAUAAAAUUUGAUGACGAUGUGGUCUCAGAACACGAUUGGGGAUCUUUCGAUUUGUGCGGAGGCAGGAGUGACUAUCACAUAGCUGUAUUACUAUUAUACAAAUCACAAAAUACAACACUAUAA